Messenger RNA from Sphaeramia orbicularis (orbiculate cardinalfish), 2780 nucleotides. Its product is annotated as rho GTPase-activating protein 12-like. Gene Ontology annotation, cellular component: cytoplasm. NCBI's taxonomy places the organism in Eukaryota, Metazoa, Chordata, Actinopteri, Kurtiformes, Apogonidae. Gene Ontology annotation, molecular function: protein binding. The transcript is spliced from 17 exons. Gene Ontology annotation, biological process: regulation of GTPase activity; signal transduction. The coding region runs from base 86 to 2623 and encodes 845 amino acids. The record is from RefSeq and is a predicted model, not a curated record.
CCACACUUCCACAGACAUGAGGAGCCCCCCAGGCCUGCUGCUCUGAACAUCUGAGGUCAGAGGUCAAAGGUUCAUCGGGGCAGUCAUGGCUGACAGAGAGGGGCUGAGUGUGGCCCCGGGCCAGGUUUACAUCGAGGUGGAAUACGACUACGAGUACAAGGCCAAAGACAGGACGGUGACCAUCCGCCAGGGCGAGUGCUACCUGCUGGUGAAGAAGACCAACGAGGACUGGUGGCAGGUGAGGAAGGACGAGGGCGCCAAGGCCUUUUACGUCCCGGCCCAGUACGUCAGGGAGGUGCGCAGGGCGCUGAUGCCGCCGCCGCUGCAGAAGCCCGCGCUGAGGGCCAAGCCCACCGUUCUGGAUAUCUGCAGGGCGUCCGAUGAAAACCUCAACAGGCCUCAGCCGGAGAUGACCAGCUUCGGGCGUCCGUCGCCCUCCUCCACCCCGUCACCGUCCUCUGACCGGGUCACUCCGCCGGUUCUGCCAAAGGACGCCAACCAAAACCUGGGGAGUCCGCAUCACUGCAAGGUGGUAGCGGAACUAGUGCUCCUUCACAAUAACAACAACCAUCACCACGGCAACAGUUCCACGUUGCCGCGGACACGGGCGGAUUCUCCUCCCCUUAAAGUUGGAAACGACCACAACAGAAGUCCGGAUAGUGAAAAGAUGUCCCCUCCGAGCGAUCCGCCGGGAGGACUGGACAAGCUCCGCAACGACUCGGAGUCCGGAGACGAGCUGAGCAGCAGCUCCACGGAACACAUGCAGACUACAUCUCCUACGGGUCAGGGCCGCUCCGACUCCCCGGUCUACACCAACCUCCAGGAGCUGAAGAUCUCCCAGUCCAGUCUGCCCCCCGUCCCCUCGGGCUCCCCCCUCCACAUCCUGGGCGACUGGGAGACUCACAAGGACCUGAGCGGAAGGCAUUUCUACUACAACCGGGCCACGGGGGAGCGCACCUGGAAGCCCCCCCGCACCAGGGACGCCAGCGGGAGCACCAGCAGCUUCAGAGGAGACAGUCAGGGCACGGCCGACGGAGAGCUGCUGUCCUCAGAGGAGAACUGUCCCAGCACCCACUCCAGUCAGUCGGACAGUCAGUACGGAUCGCCCCCUAGAGGCUGGUCUGAGGAACUGGACGAGCACGGACACACGCUGUACGUGUCCGAAUACACCCAGGAGAAGUGGAUCAAACAUGUGGACGAGCAGGGCCGUCCUUACUACUACAGCGCUGAUGGAUCCAGGUCUGAAUGGGAGCUGCCCAAGUACAACAUCUCCCCUCAGUCCGGUGAGAUUCCAAAGAGUCGCAGUCUGGAGAGGAAGCAGCAGGACCCCAUCGUCCUCACCAAGUGGAGGCACAGCACCUACGUCUUAGACCUCAAUGAGAAGGAGUGUGCUCCGGCGCCCAAGCACAGCCCUCCAGACUCUGACUCCUGCCCCUCGUCUCCUAAGCACCCCUCCACCCCGUCGGAGAAGUGUGGAGUCCUCAACGUCACCAAAAUCACAGAGAAUGGAAAGAAAGUCAGGAAGAACUGGACGUCGUCGUGGACGGUGCUGCAGGGUUCCUCUCUGCUCUUUGCGAAGGGUCAGGGGGGCGGUACGAGCUGGAAGUUCGGCAGUAACCAGUCCAAGCCCGAGUUCACGGUGGACCUGCGUGGGGGGGCGGUGGAGUGGGCCUCCAAGGACAAAUCCAGCAAGAAACACGUCAUCGAGCUGAAGACCCGUCAGGGAACAGAGCUGCUCAUCCAGUCUGAAAUUGACAGCGUCAUCAAUGACUGGUUCCGGGCCCUGACUGAGACCAUCACCACACAUGCCUGGGAGUCUGAUGAGGCCAUCGAGGAGGACAUGCCUGAGUCUCCAGGAGCAGAGAAACAAGACAAAGAGAAAGACCACCGAGACUCAAAGAAGAACAGGGUGAUGAAGACCUCGGUGAGUAUGGACUCAUCAGACCAGAAGAAAACCAGGAUGAAGUUGAAGAAGUUCCUGACCCGUCGGCCCACAUAUCAGGCGGUGCGAGACAAGGGCUACAUCAAAGACCAGGUGUUCGGCUGCAGUCUGACCAGUCUGUGCCAGAGGGAGAACACCACCGUGCCCAACUUCGUCAAAAUGUGUAUCGAGCACGUGGAGAACACCGGUCUUAGUAUCGAUGGCUUGUACAGAGUCAGUGGGAACUUGGCAGUGAUCCAGAAGCUCCGCUUUGCUGUCAAUCACGAUGAGAAGGUGGACCUGAACGACAGUAAGUGGGAGGACAUCCAUGUGACCACCGGAGCUCUGAAGAUGCUGUUCAGGGAACUGCCAGAGCCGCUCUUCACAUACGGAGCCUUCAACGACUUCGUCAACGCCAUCAAAUGCUCAGACUACAAGCAGCGAGUGAAUUCAAUUAAAGACUUAAUCAAGAAGUUGCCAAAACCCAACCACGACACAAUGCAGGUCCUGUUCAAACACCUGCGGAGGGUGAUCGACCACGGCGAGGCCAACCGUAUGACCACCCAGAGCGUGGCCAUCGUGUUCGGACCCACGCUGCUCCGACCCGAGACCGAGACGGGCAACAUUGCGGUCCACAUGGUCUACCAGAACCAGAUAGUGGAGCUGAUUCUGCUGGAGUAUGAGAGCGUCUUCGGCAGGUAGAGGCCGACGGAGGACCACAGCGGACCGCCGCCGCCACCACUGCUGCUGCUUCCACUUUUUUCUCGCCCUUUUUUUCAGACUGAACAGUGCUGUGGACCAGUGGGAGAACAAACUCAUUCAUUACAGUUUACAAAAUGUUGACAAGACGUUGCACUUA